UUUUCACGAGUAAAGCGAAAUAUGGCAAGAAAGUUGUAAAAUCUGUUGUGCGACACAGGACUUGUGGAAUAUGUCAAUGGUGGAGACGAAAUCGACCCAUGAUGCCGGUUCGAAAACACCGUUGUGUAUUUAAUCACAUUGGUAGUGCUAGAUUGAUGGAAUGCAAAAGUGUUGUUCAAGGUGUUAAAGAACUAUCAGAAGAAGGAACACCUGUUGAAGUUAUUGAGGGGGAUGGUGAUAAUACCAUGUUAGCACAUAUCAAGACAGAUUUAGAUAUAACAUUAAAGAAAAAAUUUGACAGAAAUCAUGUGGUGAAAAACAUUACGAAGAAGUUGUUUGCUGUCAAGAAACUGAGUAAAAGUGUGAUCAUGCAUUUACAGAAAUGUUUCAAAUAUGCAUUUGCUAAAAAUCAGGGAGAUGCGAAAGGACUGGAGGAGAAUUUACGGGCAAUAGUUCCUCACCAGUUUGGUGACCAUAGUUUGUGUGACUCGAAAUUCUGUGGAUUUAAGCGAAGUCCUGAUCAGGCAUACAGCCAUAAGAGUUUACCAUACAAAACAGCUCUAAAGGAUGACGAGAUGAGAUUUAAACUUGAUGAGAUUUUCUCGACAGUCAUCGCCAAUUCGGAACAGUUUGCUGAAUUAGGUUCAAGUCAACAAUGCGAGCAUGCGAAUCGAGAGGUCACUCUUAGAGUUCCAAAGUCCCUACAUUAUGGGAAUUCAGAGGCUCUUGAUUUCAGAGUAGCUGCAACAACAGCUUUCAUAAACGAGGGAAGAGAGUAUAUCACAAAGCAUUUUGAGACAUCUUGGGAAAUCAUGUCAACCAAGAUGCAGGAAUUUCACCAGGGAAAUUCACCAAAGCUUAUGCUGAUGAUCAGAUGAAGCGCCGCAAGCACUCACAAGAAAAGUCAAAGCUGCCCUCUACAAAGCGACGACGCUUGAUCCUGAAACAGGAACGUGUCAUAACACAAGGAGCAAAUGAAGUAUUAGAGGGUGCAUCAUAUCAGUCUGAUAUAGCACUUGAUUCAAAUCUAGAUGUGGAACAGUUGCCAGAGGCAGUGCCCAGUGGGAAUUUUAAAGCUGUUUCAAUCCCUGAGAAUUCUACAUUUGUCGCAUUUGAUUUGGAGACGACUGAUCUAGUUCGAGGAGGAAGGAUGCCUCAUAUUACCCAGAUUGCUGCCAAGACCAUUGGAACCAAUGACAGCUUUUCUGCUUACGUCAUUCCAAAAAUGCCUAUAUCAUCUGCAGCCCAAGAUAUCACAGGGAUUGUGUACAACAACAGUGGCACAAUGACUGUUCGUGGAAAACAUGUGGAACCAAAGACCUUGAGUUCUGCUGUUACCAAGUUAUGCGAUUGGCUAGCCCAGUAUCCGCAUGUGUUUCUAGUUGCCCACAAUGGAAAGACGUUUGAUUACCCUGUGUUCCUGUCUGCAUUGAGCAGUAUCGGUAGUGUGGGCAGAUUCAUGGAUUGUGUAAUAGGACUCAUCGAUAGCUUGGCCGUCUUCAAGAAAAAAUACCCCCGUUUAUCAUCUUACAAACAGGAAGAACUUGCUAAAUCCCUUUUGAAUGCUACGUAUGGAGCACAUGAUGCUGAAGAGGAUGUGAAUAUACUUGUGGACCUUGUUUCACACUCAAAGAUGACCGAAAAGGAACUUUCUACUUUCAGUUUUCCACCAAGCGCAGUUUGCAACCAGCUAAAGUACAACAAGAUGAAAGCAUCCAACUUGCCUUCACUACAUCCUCUUAUUGGAAAAGGAGUUUUCAGGAUCACUAUAGCUGAAAAAAUUGCAGGUUCAGGACUUAAUAUCUCUCAUCUCAGAAAAAAUUUUCAACGAGAUGGGGAAGAUGGGCUUUAUAAUACGUUUGUUUGUAAAAACAGUGAUGGACAGCCCCGUGUUACAAAUACAAAAAAAACACUAGAGGAAGUGAUUCCCAAACUUGUUCAGGCUUUAAAGUGAUUCUUAAAAUUAUGUAUUUGUAGAUUUGUUUAAUAGUUGAACAUGCCUCUUGGGAAUUAUUUCAUGAAUACUAUGACACUUCAGAAAUAUUUAUUUUUGCUCACACAUCAAAUUAUCUAAUUCACACAGAGAGUUGUGUCAAAGUCAAUGUUCAUACCAAUUUUGAUAUGCAUGUAGUUAAUUUGAGAUGUUUUUGCUGAGCUUGUAUAAUUCAUGCAAUAUCAAGAAUCAUGAUUAUAAUUUCAUCAUAUGUUGUUAUUAUAUUUAUUACUAUGUAAUUAUUAUUUAAUUGGUUGCAAAUUGCACUCGGAGAUAAGCUGAAAGUAGAGAGUUCUUUUCCGGUCAUGUCAGGGUCAAUCUUUGAAAUAAAACUGCAUGUACAGUAUUAUUUAUGGAAUGCAAAUAUAUUCAUAUUUACAUGUGUAAACUACACAACUUGGUUAUACAAGAUGUUUUCUGCAUUGAAGAAAUCCAUGAGAUAUUUUUUUGGCCGUGGCUCCUGCAAAAUUAAUUCAAGGCCAUUUUAAUUGAUAGAUACAAUUAUGUGGGUUUUUUUUAAAGAUUAAUUACAGGGUUAAGGAAAUAUUAACAUUAUUGAACUAUAUUAUCUCUAUGUGGUUAAGACUUUAAAACCAUAAAUUUUACAUAAUUUUUUAUUUUUCAUUAAAUCAAAAGCUCUAAAUUGGCACCGUUAUGUGAUGAAGGUCAAUUUAAAUUUGUCAAGGUCAUUGCUUUGAAGGAAACAUUAGCCAGAAGAAAUUGCAAUUAAUCAAUUAUUAAGUUUAAUUCAUAAAUAUGUGUUAGGUUUUAGUUAAAAAUGAGCAAAAAUACAUUUUUUUUAUGCAUUUAGUAAUGUCCGCAGAGGAAAAAAAUAAGGGGGUAGGCUUAUGGAAAACUGAAUUUCUCUCUUUUCUGUGGAUAAAUUUUUCAUUUUCUUACUUUUUUAUCAAGUACAAAUACUCAUUGAAUUUUUAUACUCAUUUAAUUUGGUUUCCUUCAGUUAACAAAGAUUUUUAAGGAAAAAAAUAUGACAUGGCAUUUUCAAUCUGUAUAUGCUUUUUCUCGGUAGUAUAUCAAUUUCAACCAUUUUUACAGGAUUUACUCUAUUGUUUCAGUAAAAUUGAUGUAUCAAUUCAGUCUUUUAUGGUUUCUAAGCUUUAUCACAGUCACAUUGAUGUCUUUUUUCAUUUUUAAUUCUCAUAAUAUAGAUUUUUUACAUGUACCAUUUGCUUCUUUUCGUCUUUUAAGCCGCUGAUCUAUUAUUUGAUAUAUCUCAAAUUCCUGUGGAUGAAAACUCAUGAAACUUUCACAAUUUAUGUACUUUGAUAUGUCGUUUAUGAAAAGAAACUUGAUUUUUGAAUCCUGCAUACAGCUCAUUAUGCAUGUAAUACCUUAAGAAAUAAAGAUCGCGUUUUGUGUAUAUUGCAUAACCUCCGAGUUCGAGAAAUCUUGUUUUGAAAUAUACAAGCCGAGGCUUUUAUAUUUCAAACAACAUUUCUCGACCUCGGAAGUGAUGCUGCAACAUACACGAAAACAAAAACUUUAAUUCUAUAUGAUGCCAUAACUACGGCCUAGAAAUAUACAGCUGAUUGUUUACCCAUACAGCUACGAACUUUAUUAUCUACUUUCAAUAAAAUAUCUAAGUAUGAAGCAGAAGUGGACAACCCUGUGGUGUCUUUUAUUACGAGUUCACGGGGAUAUAUCGAAUCGACAUAUGAAUGAAAUUUGUUAUUGUUUAUAGAUAAAAUGUCGUCGAUAUAUCUAAAUGUUGAAUUAAAGACCAUAGCAAGAGAUUUAUUCUUCGCACGUAGAAGUUUUUUAAAAAUAAAUUCUGCUUCAUAAGAAUAUAAAACCAGGUCAGCUAACAAAGGAGCACAAUUCGUGCCCAUGGGAAUUCCAAUGUGUAUCAAUCUCGGAGUGCAGACGAUUGAUUUAUGCUGAAUGGGAACUGUCAUUCAGUCAUAUAUUGAUCAAUUUUUAUGAUUAUAAAAUUGAAUGAUCAGUUAUCGACUUUAUUGUUGUACAUAUGCAUUAACAAAACACGAAGUGCAAGCGUGAUGUGUAUCGAUUUUCUAAUAAUUAGUUAUUACGUAUGGAGGUAUAUCACAUAAUAAUGACUGCAGUAUUCCUUUCAUCUUGGCAUUAACCGUGGUAGAAUAGAAUUUAGAAAUCCCAUGUCCUGUAAGUUUGCUGUAUAAUAAAUACCUAUCACUGUAAAUAGAGAAGUCCAAUGCAGUCCAAUAUCACCACAAAUCUUGUUAUCACUAUAAGCCUUUAAAUCAAUCCAUACAGCCCUAGUUUUAGAAAUAUUUGGUUUGAAUACUAAAAAUUUGGAGAACUGAAAAAGAUCUAAUGCACUUUUUAGGGAAUUUUCUGUUCCAUCUGCAUAUUGUAGUAAUCGUACCUCUUCUUUGCUUCUUUAUUUUUAGGUAGCUCACUACACUAAAGCUUAUACUCUGUAUGACACCACGUCACAAGAUGGCGAUUUAAAUGUUUUGUGAAAUUAUUUGUAUCGAUCGACUUGUUUGUCUAUCAUCGUAGCUCAGUGGUUAAAGGAUUGGGCUGGUGAACCGCAGAUCUCGAGUUCAAAUCCCCCAGUCUUUUGUUCAUACACGUAUUUGUUGAAAUGGGGUUUUUUGUGUUUUGUUUUUUGAAAAUUAUGUUUUUAUCCAAAUUUGUGUGUGUGUGUAUAUAUAUAUAUAUAUAUAUAUAUAUAUAUAUAUAUAUAUAUAUAUAUAUUGCCUUUUUGGCAUAUAUACUUAUUGUACAUCAUCAUAUCUAUUAUCAAAUCAAUUCGUACUGAUUUGAGAAACAAUUUCUGGGUGUAGUGAGCCACCUUAAACAAGAGAAGCAGAAAUAUAUUUCUUGCGAAUUGCAGACAAAAUAGGAAAUCCUCCUCAGGUUACUUCAUAAGUUAUACUGAUGUAUAUGUAUUAAAAACUCGUUACAACUUAUUAUGAAAAAAUAUGAAGCAAGCGCUUGUGGGUACCACCCCAACCCACCUCUUUCCGCAGUUUUGUCAUUUUCAUUUUAACAAGGUGUCAAAUUCUUCCUUUUCAUAUUUAUUCCUGACAUAAUCUUUGAAAGAAUAUGUGCAACUUGAACUCGUUCUUCAAGCUUUACAGUUAAAGCCGACAACUCAAAAUUAUUUGGAAGGUAUUGUUGAGGAGAAAUUAUCUGUAAUGCUUAGCAAUUUCUGAUUUUCUAUGAAUAUCUAUGAAUGUUUUAAGACUACAAUAAAGAAAAUGAUA
This is a messenger RNA of Ostrea edulis (European flat oyster), 5205 nucleotides long. RefSeq lists its product as uncharacterized. Bases 875 to 1954 code for a protein of 359 amino acids. Gene Ontology annotation, biological process: DNA catabolic process. Lineage: Eukaryota; Metazoa; Mollusca; Bivalvia; Ostreida; Ostreidae. The record is from RefSeq and is a predicted model, not a curated record. The transcript is spliced from 5 exons. Gene Ontology annotation, molecular function: nucleic acid binding; 3'-5'-DNA exonuclease activity. Gene Ontology annotation, cellular component: cytoplasm.